This is a messenger RNA of Hirsutella rhossiliensis, 489 nucleotides long. RefSeq lists its product as uncharacterized. NCBI's taxonomy places the organism in Eukaryota, Fungi, Ascomycota, Sordariomycetes, Hypocreales, Ophiocordycipitaceae. The coding region runs from base 1 to 489 and encodes 162 amino acids. The transcript has 2 exons. The record is from RefSeq and is a predicted model, not a curated record.
AUGACCGACGCCAUCUCCAUUUCCGAGUUAAGCCUCGAGGGCAUCAACAUGCACCGCGACCUCAAGCAGGUGCAGUCGCUAGGGCGCCCUCUCCUACUGGUCAUGCAUACCCGAUUCUUACGGGAGAAGAAGCAAAAGUGCUUGGUGCUGGGCCUGGGCCUCGCGUCUUCCGCCAGCUGGCUCCGCGCGACGCCUUUAGAGCGCCCACGCUUGCGCCUCGUCCUCGGCUCCGGCUCCGGCUCCGGUUCUGCUUCCAUAGCCCUGGACCUAAGCUCCGACGAGCUGAUGCGUAUGCUCCGUCGCCGACGCUUUCUGCCCAGCGCUCUGGCGGCUUGCACCGCGUCAAUCUCCUCGGAUCUCCUCCGCCUCCUUUCGGCCUCCUAUUCACCGCAAAUCCCCUCUGCUUCUUUCCCCACUCCCGCCUCCACCCGCGAACCCCGACAAGCUAUAGCAAUACCACUGGGCAAUGUAGAGGAUAAGAUGGAAUAG